Messenger RNA from Brenthis ino (lesser marbled fritillary), 927 nucleotides. NCBI's taxonomy places the organism in Eukaryota, Metazoa, Arthropoda, Insecta, Lepidoptera, Nymphalidae. The record is from the annotation of a GenBank genome assembly.
AUGAAGAGGACCACCAUAACUGCAUUGAUUCAUUCGACAUUGCCUCUUGGAUAUGUAUUUACACUUUGGUGUGGUGGUGAGAGAGGCCAAUGGAUGUUACCAUCAGCUUUUGCAAUGGCGAUCAUACCAUUACUAAUGUGCUAUAAAAUAGUCUGCUGGUGGGAGUAUGAUAAGAGUAAACAUCCUAUAGUUAAGGCUCUAUCGCCUUAUGUGACUACAGGAAGUGAUUGGAGAGUAGUUGCUGCUAAUUUCAAUACUGAAUACAGAAGUGUGGACAAAGUAUCCAUUGCCUUGAGUGCCACUAGCAAGUUUGUUGCUACUCAGACUUGGCUCAUCAAAGUAACACAAUAUAAUGUGAAUUUGGUCAAACAAAGUGAUUGUGCUCUAGUUGCUACUGCUACUGAUAGUCACAACUUCACAACAUCAGGGGAAGAUGAAGUGCAGUAUGUUAACAUAGAAGCUAUACCAUCUCGAGAGGAUAUAAAGAGGUUUUCUUUCAGAAUUUCCACAGCUUCCCUACGAGACUUGCAGCCUCGAUUGGAGCACCCUGUCAGAGUGCCUGAGCAUAUAUCAUUGCUGCCAACCUUGAUUGAAAGAUUUGUAAAUGUUUUCAAGCAGCAUGUUGACCAGAAUCCUAUUUAUUAUGUUGAUCAUGAAUUAGAGCUGUGCAUAGGAUGCAUGCAAAGUCAAGCUGAUGUGAAACUGCAGCGACGUUGUGCUCCCCCACCUAUAAAUAUUGAAGGUGGACCAGCACCUUGCCAACAGUGUAACUGCAGAGUGCUGUGGUGCUGCGCGUGCAUGGCGAGGUGGUGGGCGGCGCGCGCUGCGGGCGCGCCCGCGGCGUGGCUGGCGGCGCGCGGCUCGUGCCCCGUGUGCCGCGCCGUGUUCUGUCUGCUGGACGUGUGCCCCGCGCGCGCGCCGCCCGCC